AUGAGCAAAUUAUCAUUUCUCUCAACAACAACAACAACAACUAAUCACUCUCUUUCCUCAAAUACUUUCUUUUUCCCAACAAAAAUCUCCUUCCCCAAACCCAAAAAAUGUACCCGUAAUGUUGUCACAUCAACUUUGCAAACUCCAAACACUUCUAAAAAGAUCGUCGUAAUAAUGGGUGCUACUGGUUGUGGAAAAUCAAAACUCUCAAUCGACCUCGCCACUCGUUUCUUCCCUUCAGAAAUUAUUAACUCCGACAAAAUCCAAGUGUACAAUGGCCUUAACAUCACCACCAACAAAAUCUCAAUCUCUGAACGUCAUGGUGUCCCACACCAUCUCCUCGGUGAAUUCAACGCUACAGAGUCAAAACCCGAGUUUUCUCCCUUUGAUUUUCGGUCAACUGCUUCUUCAAGAAUAGACGAAAUUAUUAAUCGCGGGAAUAUCCCGUUUAUUGUAGGUGGGUCCAACUCGUAUAUUUAUGCUCUGCUAGCAAAGCAAUUUAAUUCUACAUUAGAUGUUUUGGAACCAAGGAAUGAACUUCGUUAUAAUUGUUGUUUUAUUUGGGUAGAUGUCAUGUCGCACGUAUUGGAGAAGUAUUUAGACAAGCGAGUUGACGAAAUGCUUGACUCUGAAAUGUUGGAAGAGCUGGAAAAUUAUUUCAAGAAAGAGGGGUUUUCGGAUUCUGGGUCCGGGUUAACGGGUCGGGUCAGUGGGAUCCGGAAGGCGAUAGGGGUACCGGAAUUCGAGAGAUAUUUUAAAGGGGAAGAAUUGUACGAGGAUGUAGUGAGGGAUAUAAAGGAGAAUACACGUGUACUGGCAGAGAGACAGGUGGCGAAGAUUAAUAGGUUGAGAGAUGCUGGGUGGGACCUACAAAGAGUGGAUGCCACGGAGACGUUUAUGGCGGUGAUGACGUCAGAAUCCGGGAAGAAUACGGCGGUGGUGAAGGAAAUUUGGGAAAAACAGGUGGUGGAACCAAGUGCCAAGAUUGUGAAGAAGUUCUUGUUGGAGCAGGUGACAGGCAGUCAAUUGAGUAAGAGGGCUCAACUAUUGAAAUCGAACUCGUGAUACUGUGACUCAAGUUAUUAUGAGGGAUGAACUAUUGAAGUCGAAUUCGUGAUAUUAUGACUCAAAUUAUUAUGAGGGCUGAACUGUUGAAGUCGAACUCGUGAUACUGUGACUCAAGUUAUUAUGAGGGCUGAACUGUUGAAGUCGAACUCGUGAUACUGUGGCUCAAGUUAUUAUGAGGAAUGAACUAUUGAAGUCAAACUCAUGAUAUUAUGACUGAAAUUAUUAUGAGGGUUGAACUAUUGAAGUCGUACUCGUGAUAUUAUGACUCAAAUUAUUAUGAGGGCUGAACUGUUGAUGUCGAACUCGUGAUACUAUGAUUCAAAUUGUUAUGAUGCGUUAUCAAGUUGUUCCCGCGAAAUAUUUUUGGUUAAUGAAGGACAAAUAGAGAAGUGAAUUGGCGACCAAUUUUGGGUCAAUAGGGCGCCGUUGAUGUGGAUCUGAGCAAGAAAACAGUGUCUUCUAUUUCUCUGGUUUAUGAUGAAUUUAGAAUCACUUAGUAUUUUCAAUUUUAUCCUUUUAUUUUCCAUCAUUGACCCUUACUUAAUGAGUUUUACAUUUGGUUUAUAAGUUAGAUGUAUGUUGUUGUUCAUUUUUGUCUGCAUAAAGAAGAGAGUGGAGAGGGGGUGAUGUGCUGGUUAAUGGGGUAUAAAUUUGGUUUUCUAUGUAAAGCUUAAUGGUUUGUGCU
Lycium ferocissimum is the source of this 1753-nucleotide messenger RNA. Its product is annotated as adenylate isopentenyltransferase-like. The record is from RefSeq and is a predicted model, not a curated record. Bases 1 to 1065 code for a protein of 354 amino acids. The transcript is spliced from 2 exons. Gene Ontology annotation, molecular function: tRNA dimethylallyltransferase activity; AMP dimethylallyltransferase activity. Lineage: Eukaryota; Viridiplantae; Streptophyta; Magnoliopsida; Solanales; Solanaceae. Gene Ontology annotation, biological process: tRNA modification; cytokinin biosynthetic process. Gene Ontology annotation, cellular component: mitochondrion.